Oncorhynchus kisutch (coho salmon) is the source of this 2490-nucleotide messenger RNA. RefSeq lists its product as uncharacterized. The transcript is spliced from 2 exons. Lineage: Eukaryota; Metazoa; Chordata; Actinopteri; Salmoniformes; Salmonidae. Bases 131 to 1864 code for a protein of 577 amino acids. The record is from RefSeq and is a predicted model, not a curated record.
UUUUCAUCUGCCGACUCCUAAGCAGUGGUCACGUUACUGUCACAGUGGUCACGUUACUGUCACAGUGGUCACGUUACUGUCACAGUGGUCACGUUACUGUCACAGUGGUCACGUUGCUGUCACAGUGGUCAUGUUACUGUCACAGUGGUCACGUUGCUGUCACAGUGGUCAUGUUACUGUCACAGUGGUCACGUUGCUGUCACAGUGGUCACCUUACUGUCACAGUGGUCACCUUACUGUCACAGUGGUCACCUUACUGUCACAGUGGUCACGUUGCUGUCACAGUGGUCAUGUUACUGUCACAGUGGUCACGUUACUGUCACAGUGGUCACAGUGGUCAUGUUGCUGUCACAGUGGUCACGUUACUGUCACAGUGGUCACAGUGGUCAUGUUACUGUCACAGUGGUCACAGUGGUCAUGUUGCUGUCACAGUGGUCACAUUACUGUCACAGUGGUCACAGUGGUCAUGUUGCUGUCACAGUGGUCACGUUACUGUCACAGUGGUCAUGUUACUGUCACAGUGGUCAUGUUGCUGUCACAGUGGUCACAGUGGUCAUGUUGCUGUCACAGUGGUCACAGUGGUCAUGUUGCUGUCACAGUGGUCACAGUGGUCAUGUUGCUGUCACAGUGGUCACAGUGGUCAUGUUGCUGUCACAGUGGUCACAGUGGUCAUGUUACUGUCACAGUGGUUACAUUACUGUCACAGUGGUCAUGUUACUGUCACAGUGGUCACAGUGGUCAUGUUGCUGUCACAGUGGUCACAGUGGUCAUGUUACUGUCACAGUGGUUACAUUACUGUCACAGUGGUCAUGUUACUGUCACAGUGGUCACAGUGGUCAUGUUGCUGUCACAGUGGUCACCUUACUGUCACAGUGGUCAUAGUCGUCACAGUGGUCACAGUGGUCACGUUACUGUCACAGUGGUCAUGUUACUAUCACAGUGGUCACAUUACUGUCACAGUGGUCACAGUGGUCACGUUACUGUCACAGUGGUCACGUUAAUGUCACAGUGGUCACAUUACUGUCACAGUGGUCACAGUGGUCACGUUACUGUCACAGUGGUCAUGUUACUGUCACAGUGGUCACAGUGGUCAUGUUGCUGUCACAGUGGUCACCUUACUGUCACAGUGGUCAUAGUCGUCACAGUGGUCACAGUGGUCACGUUACUGUCACAGUGGUCAUGUUACUGUCACAGUGGUCAUGUUGCUGUCACAGUGGUCACGUUACUGUCACAGUGGUCACAGUGGUCAUGUUACUGUCACAGUGGUCACAGUGGUCACGUUACUGUCACAGUGGUCACGUUACUGUCACAGUGGUCAUGUUACUGUCACAGUGGUCAUGUUGCUGUCACAGUGGUCACGUUACUGUCACCGUGGUCACGUUACUGUCACAGUGGUCACGUUACUGUCACAGUGGUCACAGUGGUCAUGUUACUGUCACAGUGGUCACAGUGGUCACGUUACUGUCACAGUGGUCACGUUACUGUCACAGUGGUCACAGUGGUCAUGUUACUGUCACAGUGGUCACAGUGGUCACGUUACUGUCACAGUGGUCACGUUACUGUCACUGUGGUCAUGUUGCUGUCACAGUGGUCAUGUUGCUGUCACAGUGGUCACGUUACUGUCACAGUGGUCACGUUACUGUCACAGUGGUCACGUUACUGUCACAGUGGUCACAGUGGUCAUGUUACUGUCACAGUGGUCACAGUGGUCACGUUACUGUCACAGUGGUCACGUUACUGUCACAGUGGUCAUGUUGCUGUCGACACAAGCUCUAUGGCUGAUGAUCAUGAUGAUUCGUUAUUUUCAGUUAUUUUAUCGUCAAUGUCUGCUGAUUGGUUUCUAAUCAAAUAUGUAUUAGGCUGACUCUCAGAUCUAUGCAAUCACAUGAAUUCAUUAAUUAAUGAACUAAUGAAUGGUUUAGUCCCAUAGGAAACAAACACCCUGAGGAUGUGAGCUGUGUGUGAGUGCCAGCCAGACGGUGCAUCCCAGGUUAUAUAAGCACCAAACAAAGGAAAACAGGCUGAAACAGGGAGGGAUUAUCUGAACUUGUUCAAUUGUUUUUGUCUUCUGUUGCAAAAUGUUUUGCUACUGUGUGUCCCAGUCAGCCAGUGAGUAUAAAUUGUGAGUCCAAUGACCAAUUGUCCCUUCUGUCCAGAAGAGGGCACUGUUGCUCAGUCAGCAAAAUAAUCCAGAGUGACUAUUGAAUUGAAUUUUGUGAUUUUGUGUUUUGUUUUUUUUGCGAUUAUGAAUAAAGCCUACUGGUUUAGGAACAAUGAUGAUGUGCUAUAUGUAAUGAGGUUUGUCUCCCCUUAUGUUGUACAGAUUACACGUCUGGGUUUUCCCUGUUUUAAAUAGUCAAUCUGGAAUGAUGAACCUGUAAACAUACAGGACAAAAUAGUCCCAUGUUUGUGACAACCACGUUUUUAAUGUACUGUACAUAACGGUUCACUUGUUUUUCAAAUAAAUCAAGCUUUUGUCUGUGCUUUGUA